AUGGUUGGCGACUUUAUCAGAGAUUGUCCUCAGGCCAAGAAAGAGGAGUCGAAAAAGAAUACCAUUCAGAACCCGGGAAAACUUUUUACUAUGACUCAGGCUGACGCAGAUGCUAGUCCGUCAGUGGUGACAGGUCAGUUAUCUAUUAAUGGUUGUUCCUAUACUGCAUUGUUUGACUCGAGAGCUACUCAUUCUUAUGUAUCGAGUAGAGUAAUUAAAAGUUUUCAUAAACCCUGUGAUACAUACGCUUCGAGGUUUGGUACCUUGUUACCUUCGGGAGACCUUAUAGCGUCCACUAGGUGGAUUCGAUCUUUAUCUUUCUGGAUUGGCGUUUGUGAAUUAACGGCCAAUCUAAUAGAGCUACAACUUUCUAAUUUCGAUAUAAUCUUGGGAAGAGAUUUUCUGUCUAAGUAUGGGGAAAUGAUCGACUGCAAGCGGAAGAUGGUAGUGUUUGAGCCCGAUAGUGCUAACCCGGCAGUGUUUGUGGGUAAAGUGCAAGGGACACGCAUACAAAGGAUAACACUUAUGAAAGCUAAAGAUCUGGUGAGCAGAGGUUGUCUGGGAUUCAUAGUUACUGUAGUGGAUACCAGCUAA
Molecule: messenger RNA, 594 nt
Organism: Cannabis sativa
Lineage: Eukaryota; Viridiplantae; Streptophyta; Magnoliopsida; Rosales; Cannabaceae
Exons: 1
Coding region: 1-594 (197 amino acids)
Source: RefSeq, a predicted model, not a curated record